Messenger RNA from Zingiber officinale, 2785 nucleotides. Its product is annotated as GDSL esterase/lipase At1g28600-like. The transcript is spliced from 5 exons. The record is from RefSeq and is a predicted model, not a curated record. Gene Ontology annotation, molecular function: hydrolase activity, acting on ester bonds. The coding region runs from base 1546 to 2616 and encodes 356 amino acids. Lineage: Eukaryota; Viridiplantae; Streptophyta; Magnoliopsida; Zingiberales; Zingiberaceae.
AUUUUUAAUAAAAUAGUAAGAUGAGAGUUCGAAUCAAGUUGAGUCAUGUUCUCAAAAUAUUUCGACUUAUAAAGAGAGGCAUGAUGAAGAUCAUAGAGUAGUUGGUCUAAGAUUAGGUUUAAUCUCGGACCAAGGGAGAUCGCUAUGAAAACUCUUGAAUGCUUCACUUGCAUUUUACUAACACCAAAAUGUCACCUUUGCAUAGUUUUCUCUAGCUAUCCUUAACUACUCCGAGUCGUGAUCCUUCUCCAACUAUUAAAGUCCCCCUCUACCCUUCCAACUAUUAAAGUCCCCCUCUACCCUUUUCGCUACCCUCAUAGUCAAAUUGGAUGUGGGUGCAUUGUUGUCUCUGUCACUUAAACAUACAAACAUUUCCUUAUCGUCAAGCAAACACCAUUGGCUAAGGACUGCCCUAACAACCUUUGGCAAAGUUAAAAGGGGAGAUCAAACCUUUGCCCAUGAACAUAUUCCUUUGCCCACGAGGAAAAAGAAGAAGAGAAGCAAUCGUAGUUUGUAGCUCCUAAAACCUUAUAAUUCAUGUGCGGUCCUGUCAACAAGUUGUUGAGAUGGAAUCAAAGCGAAUAAAGUCGCGAAGAGAAGAACUAAUUCUCAAGUACAAACCUUUGAGAAAUCCUCCCACAAUCUUUAGAUCGUUAGACUAUCACAAUGUAGCCAAUGGAGAAAGAUUUGGUGGUGAUGUUGUUGUUGUGAUGUUGCACUCCAACAGCUAGCAAUGUUUCUUGCAAUUGCAUAAGUCGCUUUAAAACUUGGCUUGCCUUCUAAGCAACAGUGUCAAAAUGUUGAUCGAUCAGUGGCUUCAGUUAACCAGCAGGGAACAUCGAUCAGUUGGUUUGUUGCAUGUUUUUUUAAAGACAUCCGAUAUGUUAACUUUGUUAUUACUUACAAGACUACGUUGAAUUGGUAUAGAUACAAAGGGUAUGAGUUAGUUUUGCUAAGGUAGACCUCGAGAAGCUAGGCCAUCUUGUCUAACCCAAGUUCACCUUGCUCGAAUCCACUUAACGUCGUCAAACUUUAAACCUCAUUAGCUACAAACACAAUGUAGCUCGUUUACUAUAACUCUCAAAAGUUCCAAGCGAUUUUUAACCGCAAACUCGUCCGUCUCUACCUUAGUUCGCGUCUAGGUCCGCCUCGCUCAUCUCCGUAUCAACUUGUCCACUUCUUUAACCCGAAGCCUUCAAGCCUCCUUCCUACUUGUCUACUCCCUUUCCAAGUCUAAAUUGACUCGGUCGAACCCCUUCCAUCUCGAUAGCUCCUACUCAACGUCUCUCAACCAAAAUCAGUUUGCUCUGUUUCUAAGAUAACCUUUUGCCACCAGACCUGGAAGGUGUGAUACAUCCAACAAAACACACGAAGGUGACAUUUUUCCUAAAAUUAAUUAUUAUUUUUUCUUUAAUUUAUUUUUUUAAAACUAAUUUUUUAUAUUGUUUUUUAAAAGAAAUAAAAAAGAAAAAAAGGAAUAUAAACAGAGUGACAAAGUUUGUGCAGUCUUGAAGUAGAACAGAGCAAAGGAACUGCUUCUUUACCAUGAAGAUGAAGUUCUUCAGCCUUCUCUUCUUCCUUGUCUUCUUGUCAUUACUCCCGUUCUCCCAAUCCGGGCGCUACAACGCCCUCUUUAACUUCGGCGACUCCCUCUCCGACACCGGCAACGUCGUCAUCGCCGGCCUACCCUACGGCAUGACCUACUUCGGGAAAGCCACGGGGCGCUGCUCCGACGGCCGUCUCAUCAUCGACUUCAUCGCCGAAGGCAUCGGGCUGCCGCACCUGCCGCCCAACACCGUCGCCAACGCCAGCUUCGACCAAGGCGCCAACUUCGCCUUCAUCGCCGCCACCACCCUCCCGUUCGCCUUCUUCCAUGAGCGCAACCUCAGCAAGGGGCUCUGGGUGAACGCCUCCAUCCACGAGCAGAUCGACCGGUUCCAGAACCUGCUCCCCUCCAUCUGCGGUUCGCCGCAAGAUUGCAAGGAUUUCUUGAGCGGAUCGCUGCUGGUGGUCGGCGAGUUCGGCGGAAACGACUACAGCACUGGCCUAUUUGCCAGCCGGACGAUUGCUGAGGUGAGCACUUUCGCGCCGUCGGUUGCCGCAGCAAUCGGAGAAGGCAUCGAGAGAUUGAUCGGCCUCGGCGCUGUCGACCUCAUCGUGCCGGCGUUGCUUCCGGUGGGCUGCUUCCCGCUGUACCUGACGCUCUACAACACCUCCGACUCCGACGACUACGGCCCCCGGACCGGCUGCAUGCGCCGCCACAACGCCUUGUCCUGGUACCACAACAAGUUGCUCCGCCGGCAGCUCGACCAUCUCCGUCUGAAGUACCCGGCCGUCUCCAUCCGCUACGCCGACCUCUACUCCCAGGUCUUCGACUUCGCCGUCAAUCCCCUCAAAUACGGAUUCAGAGACGGAGCUUUGAGGACUUGCUGUGGGGCGCCGGGAUCCGGGCGGUACAACUUCAAUAUGCGGGCGAAGUGCGAUCAGAAUGGCUCGAGCGUGUGCCCCGAUCCGACCACGCACGUGAGCUGGGACGGGAUCCACAUGACGGAGACCGCCCACCGGAUCAUCGCCGCCGGCUGGCUGCAUGGCCCUUACCUCGAUCCCCCAUUUUGAGCUCCGGCGACAAGUGAGGCAGCGAGACUCUGCAUGCAGAAUCUUGUUCGGUUGGAAGUUUGCAUGAGUUUGUGAGAAAUGAUAGAAACGAAUUAUAAUUUUGAUGUUUUUAGAAAAAAAAAAGUAAUAUCAAUCUGUUUAUCUAUGGCUAAAAAAAUGAAAAAAUUGG